AUGGCAAUGAAGCAAAAGCAGACCAAGCUACAGACGGUCCAGGUGAAAAUUCCCCUCCCCACGGGGCGGCCGCCCGGCAGCACGCGGCAGGCGCAGGUCGCCCUGGCGCUCGGGCGAGCGAAGGAAGCGCGGCACUCGCCCCCACCGCGGGGCAGAGCCCCGGCGAGCGUCCCCGUAGACAAAGGCGGGACAGCGACACCCCGCACCGAGUCGGGCAGGUCCUGGCGGGGCAGCCCGGUCCCUCCAGCGGCCCGCGCCGGCGGGUUGGGCGAAGAGAGCGUCCCCAGGCCUAAACCGGCUGCCGCCGCGUCCCGCCGCCGCGGCACGGCCGGGGGACCGGGACCGCCCGGCCCCGAGAGGUCCCCACCGCCGGACGCGCUGUCCCGGGGGAGCCGGGCCCAGGCCCGGCGCGCCGAGCCCCAGCGGCACCGGCCGCCGCUCCCCGCGCAGGGCGGCCGUUCCCCCCGCGCGCCCCCCCCGGGCCUCACCUCACCGGCGGGCGGCGCGGGGGCGGUCGGGAGGCGCCGGGCUUCGUCAGCGGCCGCCGCCGUAUUUCGAAAGAUCCGCCAUUUUCACCCCGUCACCACCGCCCCCAGCGGCCCGCCCCCGCCGCACCUGCCCCCGCCGCAGCACCCGGCCGCUCCGCCCCGCCACCGCCCCCCCCCCCCAACCCCACCAACUGUCCCGCCGCCAAACCCCGGCCGCUUCCGGACAGGCGAGGAGCGGGGCGGCGGCGCGUCCCGCACACAUCCCCGCUCCGAAGGGGAGCCUGGCCGCCGGCCCGCCGCAGCUGCAGGGGCAGCUGGUCGCAGGGAGCAGCGGCUACGAGACCCGCCGAGCCGGCAUCCCCGGCGGCGGCGGAGCGACUGGCGCGGCUGUCCCCGCAAGCCCGGGGAGGUCGGCGGGGCCGCUCGGGAGCCCGCCCCGCCGCAGGGAGCGCACCCAGUAGGGCCGGGCCUGCGCCUUCCCGGCGGCGGGCGGCUGUCAGCGCUCCGCCGCUCGCUCCCGGCCAGCGGAGCCGUGCCCGCGCCCCCUUCUUCCCUCUAA
Falco peregrinus (peregrine falcon) is the source of this 1047-nucleotide messenger RNA. Its product is annotated as basic proline-rich protein-like. Lineage: Eukaryota; Metazoa; Chordata; Aves; Falconiformes; Falconidae. The coding region runs from base 1 to 1047 and encodes 348 amino acids. The record is from RefSeq and is a predicted model, not a curated record. The transcript is spliced from 2 exons.